This is a messenger RNA of Gambusia affinis (western mosquitofish), 2455 nucleotides long. Its product is annotated as transmembrane protease serine 9-like. Gene Ontology annotation, biological process: proteolysis. The record is from RefSeq and is a predicted model, not a curated record. The transcript is spliced from 16 exons. Gene Ontology annotation, molecular function: serine-type endopeptidase activity. Lineage: Eukaryota; Metazoa; Chordata; Actinopteri; Cyprinodontiformes; Poeciliidae. The coding region runs from base 37 to 2310 and encodes 757 amino acids.
UACUCUGGUUGUAGAAAGUCAGGAGUAAACCACAAAAUGAAUGUCAUUUUUUUCCUGCUCCUGGGAGCUGCAGCUGCGGCCGCCCUGGAUGACAAGAUAGUGGGAGGCUACCAGUGUGAAGCCCAUUCUCAGCCUUGGCAGGUGUCCCUCAAUAUCGGCUAUCACUUCUGCGGAGGCUCUCUCAUUAAUGACCAGUGGAUCAUCUCUGCUGCCCAUUGCUGGCAAAACCCUUAUUCACAGAUUGUCAUUUUGGGUGAGAAUCACAUCUGGAUGCAUGAAGGUACUGAGCAGUUUAUGGCUGUUGAUGCCAUCUACUGGCACGAGAGUUACGAUUACCAGACCUUCGAUUAUGACAUCAUGCUGAUGAAACUGGCACAUCCAGUGGCUAUCAAUGAGUUUGUGAAGCCUGUUGCUCUGCCCAAAGCCUGUCCCACACCCGGAGACAUGUGUAUGGUAUCUGGAUGGGGGAACAUCUACACUGAUCAAGUGUUCAACCCAUUUUACCUCCAGUGUGUGGAAGUGCCCAUAUUGUCCAACAAGGAAUGUGAGAACUCCUACCCCGGCAUGAUCACUGAGCGUAUGGUGUGUGCAGGAUAUCUGGAGGGAGGCAAGGAUGCUUGUCAGGGUGACUCCGGUGGCCCUCUGGUGUGUAAUGGAGAGCUGCAGGGAAUAGUGUCUUGGGGUCAGGGCUGCGCUCAACCCAACUACCCGGGUGUCUACACCAAAAUUUGUGCUCUCAUGCCCUGGAUCAACGAGAUACUUUCCAGAUACAUUGCCUUGGAGGACGACAAGAUCGUCGGAGGGUAUGAGUGCACACCCUACUCUCAGCCUCAUCAGGUGUCUCUGAACUCUGGCUACCACUUCUGCGGUGGCUCCCUGGUCAACGAGAACUGGAUUGUGUCUGCUGCUCACUGCUACAAGUCCCGUGUUGAAGUGCGUCUGGGAGAGCACCACAUCGGCAUCACUGAGGGAACUGAGCAGUUCAUCAGCUCCGCUGCUGUCAUCCGUCACCCCGGUUACAAUAGCUACACCAUCGACAAUGACAUCAUGCUGAUCAAGCUCAGCAGGCCCGCCACCCUCAACCAGUACGUGCAGCCUGUGUCUCUGCCCAGUGGCUGUGCUCCUGCUGGUACCAUGUGCAAAGUCUCUGGCUGGGGCAACACCAUGAGCUCCACUGCUGACAGGAACAAGCUGCAGUGUCUGGACAUCCCCAUCCUGUCUGACAGGGAUUGUGAUAACUCCUACCCUGGAAUGAUCACCGACGCCAUGUUCUGUGCCGGAUACCUGGAGGGAGGCAAGGACUCCUGCCAGGGUGAUUCUGGUGGCCCUGUUGUGUGCAACGGUCAGCUGCAGGGAGUUGUUUCCUGGGGCUAUGGAUGUGCUGAGAGAGACCACCCUGGUGUCUACGCCAAGGUCUGCCUUUUCAGUGAUUGGCUGCAGAGCACCAUUAGGUUUGUUCUAGAAGCUGGUUGGUCACAGAUAACAGCAGUAGGUUUCCUCAUGGGAAAAGCUCAAUCCACCUUCCUAUAUAAACCAGGACUCCAGACAAAGUUCUCUCAUCAACAAGAUCACUCAGCAACCAUGAGGUCUCUGGUGUUUGUUCUGCUCAUUGGAGCUGCUUUUGCCUUGGAGGACGACAAGAUUGUCGGAGGGUAUGAGUGCACACCCUACUCUCAGCCUCAUCAGGUGUCUCUGAACUCCGGCUACCACUUCUGCGGUGGCUCCCUGGUCAACGAGAACUGGAUUGUGUCUGCUGCUCACUGCUACAAGUCCCGUGUUGAAGUGCGUCUGGGAGAGCACCACAUCGGCAUCACUGAGGGAACUGAGCAGUUCAUCAGCUCCGCUGCUGUCAUCCGUCACCCCGGUUACAAUAGCUACACCAUCGACAAUGACAUCAUGCUGAUCAAGCUCAGCAGGCCCGCCACCCUCAACCAGUACGUGCAGCCUGUGUCUCUGCCCAGUGGCUGUGCUCCUGCUGGUACCAUGUGCAAAGUCUCUGGCUGGGGCAACACCAUGAGCUCCACUGCUGACAGGAACAAGCUGCAGUGUCUGGACAUCCCCAUCCUGUCUGACAGGGAUUGUGAUAACUCCUACCCUGGAAUGAUCACCGACGCCAUGUUCUGUGCCGGAUACCUGGAGGGAGGCAAGGACUCCUGCCAGGGUGAUUCUGGUGGCCCUGUUGUGUGCAACGGUCAGCUGCAGGGAGUUGUUUCCUGGGGCUAUGGAUGUGCUGAGAGAGACCACCCUGGUGUCUACGCCAAGGUCUGCCUCUUCAGUGAUUGGCUGCAGAGCACCAUGUCCAGCUAUUAAACUGGAUCCUUCUACAGCCAUCUGAGGCUGCUUCAUUUCUUCUAAUAUGCUAUCGAUGAGGAGAUUUCGCAACAUUUUUCAUCAUCAAGGAGUCAGUUUCUUGCCAAAUAAUACAAAAAUGAACAAUAAAAUCUCUUUGAUUUUA